CCAUUACUCUGCCUAGCAUUUUACAGAUAGGGAAAUUGAGGCACGAGGAGAUGUAGGCAUGCUAGCGCUCAGUCUCCUCUCUUACAGAUGGGGGAACUGAGGCUGGGAUGGAGACGCGGCUCCUCCCGAGUCUGGUCGAGAUAGUGGUAUCGACCAAAGCAGGAGCCGGCCCUUAUGGUGUAGUCUCCAGCUCGGAUUCUGGGGACCUCCCUCCCCACCCACCCCCCGGGGGCUGGAUUCAUCUUCAGCGAUUUUUAUUCCCUUAGAACCAAGAGGGAGCCUCUUUGCGGACCUGGAGGAUCCUGGAACUCCACUCUCAGAGCUCCUGGAGGAAUCGCUACACCCCCUGUUUAUGGGCAGCUCCUCGCCCUGUACUUACUACACAAUGAUAUGAAUAAUGCCCGAUAUCUUUGGAAAAGAAUUCCUCCUGCUAUCAAAUCUGCAAAUUCAGAGCUUGGGGGCAUCUGGUCAGUAGGUCAACGAAUCUGGCAGAGAGAUUUCCCAGGAAUCUAUACAACCAUCAGCUCACAUCAGUGGUCUGAGACCAUUCAGCCCAUCAUGGAAGCGCUCAGAGAUGCCACCAGAAGGCGAGCCUUUGCACUGGUCUCUCAGGCGUACACCUCGAUCAUCGCUGAUGAUUUUGCAGCGUUUGUCGGACUUCCUGUGGAAGAAGCUGUGAAAGGGGUCUUAGAGCAAGGCUGGCAAGCCGACUCCACCACGAGGAUGGUGAUGCCCAAGAAGCCAGGUUCCCUGGAUGUUUCCUUUAACAGAUUUAUUCCUUUAUCAGAACCUGCUCCUGUUCCACCCAUCCCCAACGAACAGCAGUUAGCCAGAUUGACUGACUACGUGGCUUUUCUUGAAAAUUGACUCGUCAUCGUCUUCUUUUUUGUUCAAGAUCAAACCUGGGAAUCCUGUGACCAUUUGGAAAAGCAACAUUUUUUUGGGUUCUGUUGGUUGAAGCGCCCCGACAUUCUUUAUUAGAACAUGGGAUAAAAUACAUACGUUAGUUACAUCUUUUUGGUCCUUAAACAUCGUGCUGAAUUCACCAUUGAACGGCUUCUUAGUCCCAUAAUAUUUAUUCCUUUGGAGUACAACAGUAUUAAGUGCUUGGGUUUUAUUCUGUAGUGAUUCCUGGUGGGGAAUAUACCAUUCUUCAGUGGAUUUAAAACACAGUAGUAAGUCGGCAAAGACAAUGAUCUCUUUAGUAGCAGACUGGCUUAAAUCUCAGCUCUUCUCUGCUCCUGUUUUCAGGGCACCCACUGCGGGCAGUGAGGAACAUGCCCCAAGAGGACAGAAGGGGCUCAGGAAGGGGCCAGGAAAGAGGGCGGCCUCCUCGGAGAAGCAGGGAGGGUGCUGGCCAAGAGGUGUGUGCUUACAUCAGAGCCAUCCGUCAAAAUAAGGGCAAUGAUGGUCUAGAACCUGUUCCCCGGGUGGCCUGAUGGGGCCUCCUCUUGACAGCCUCCUCCCGAAUGCUCUGGGGGGCCUUGGGCACUUGGUGUGGGGGAGAUGCGUUACUUGUAGUUUCACAAGGAAAGGAGAGCAGUGGUUCUGGAGGCCCGCUUGGAACUUCUGUUGUCGUGCCUCGGCUCCUCUCCGCUCCUCAGUCCUCGGGGUCUGUGGCCUGGCGCCAAGGACCACGUGGGCUGGGCCUUUGCUGAAUGUCUUUGCUGGUCAUGCCGACUUCCUAGGAAGCUGCUUAAAAAGAGGACGUUACCCAGGGGAGGGGACGGAUGCCGCACUGCUCGGCUCCCAGAACCUGUUCUUGAAUUCUGAGUGUGCUCUUGGCUCCCUGUUAGGACGGCAGCAACCUGGAUGACCUUUGCGAUUCGAUGGCAAAAUAGAAUAUUGCAAAUUGAUGAGCGACGGGGGUGGGACAGGAAUGGCUUCCCCUUUUCCUGCUGGUGAAUGGCAUUUACUGAGUACUUUUUCUUUUGGAGGUUUCUUUCAUUCACGAGACUGGUAGAUCCUGAUAUUUGUAGUAAGGUUUCCCUCAGUGCACUGUACUACUGUACAUUUUGGUUGUCUUUGGAAGGGUCCUGAAUUGUGCACUGUGCUUUUAAAAGUCAAUUAAACAUGAGUGACAGUUAAUCUCUCAUAGGAUAUUUAUUUGAACCCAUUGAAAUCCUGGAGCUUUUUAUCUGUGUUGAAGGAAAUGUAAUUGCGGUGACAUUAAAUAUGUUUACAUGAAGCCUC
Messenger RNA from Monodelphis domestica (gray short-tailed opossum), 2193 nucleotides. The record is from RefSeq and is a predicted model, not a curated record. NCBI's taxonomy places the organism in Eukaryota, Metazoa, Chordata, Mammalia, Didelphimorphia, Didelphidae.